AUGGUGCGCCAAACACCAGCCCGUUCCGCAAGGAGCCAGGUGACGCCCGCUCGUCAACCUAAACGUCAGAGACAGACAGAUGAUCAUGCUCCAGAUGUCUAUCAAGAACUGCUGGAGGAGGCUGAAGCUAGAGAUCCCGGGCAAUUUGCUUCAGACAGACCAAUUAAGAGGCGUAAGGCCGGGGAUAUGAAAGCUAUCCCCGUGGGAUUAGAGGCCUCGGAACAAACACAUCGGGACGCAGAAGCAAACAAACAUAGCACCCAACCGGUGCAAACUGUUUACGAUUCAUCGACAUCAGAAGAAUCAGACGUUGACUGGGAAGAUGUUGAAUUACAGCCACCAUCCCAGUCCUUGUUGAGACACUUUCCGUCUCAAGGUGACGAUGACAUGCUCCAGAUCACACUGGAGCAAGAACCCGAGAAGCACAAAAAAACAUUUCAAAGAAGGAAGCCUUUAACUGGAGCCGAAAGAAAAGCUAGAUUGGAUGUGCACAAAUCUCAUAUUCUUUGCCUUCUCGGCCACGUCCAGUUACGCAACAUGUGGUGCAAUGAUCAGGAAUUACAGGAAUUCCUAAAGAAGACACUGCCUAGGAAAGUAAUCGCCCUUCUACAUCCAGACGAGGAUAAACCACAUUAUAACAGAUCCACCACGUUUAUGGAUGGUCUCAACCAGGCUGCAGAUGCCUUCACACGCAGAUUUCAGAUUACCAAACCAGGAAUGAAACGGGCUCACUGGGCGGAAGAUGAAUCGCAAUUGAAGCAGAAACUGGAAUCAAUCAUGACGAAUGCUGAAGUCUUCUUAUCCAAAGGGGAUUUUCGAACCCAAGCAAAGACAAUGCAAGGUUCCCGGGACUUUGGGGCUCAGCUAUUCUGUGCCCUAUUGCGGUCUGUAGCUGUAGAGGCGAGACUUAUUUGCUCAUUGCAACCGUUGCCAUUUUCUGGCACCGUGAAAGACAUGACGCCGUCUAAACCAAAGCAUCAAUAUAUCGUGAUAUCAUCAGACGAUCCUGGAUCCUCAACAGAUGAACGCAGCCAGAGUGAAAAAUCAUCUGCAGCUUCAAGACCUCGACGGAUUGGACAGCCUAAAUUCACCCCCUCACGUCCUCCCCAACCGAAAUACUGUUCAGCUCCAAUUCCGACACCGCGAGACUCGUCAUUUCCGGUAUUUUGGGUGGAAGCCUUCAACGAAGCUGCACAGAAAUGGGUUCCAAUUGACCCCGUCGUAACAAAAUCCCUAGCUAAACCUUCGAGGUUUGAACCACCUGCGAGUGAUUCGUUAAACUUGAUGAAUUAUGUGGUUGCUUUCGAGGAUGACGCCUCCGCAAGAGACGUCACUCGUCGCUAUGUAAAAGCAUUUAAUGCAAAGACACGGAAACUCCGCGUGGAAGUCACACGGAAUGGCGAGAAGUGGUGGGAUAAGGCACUAAAGGCCUAUGAAAAACCCUUCUUCGACGAUCGGGAUGAGGCAGAGAUUAGUGAACUAACAUCCAAAUCAGCAGCCGAGCCAAUGCCACGCAAUAUCCAGGACUUCAAGGAUCAUCCCGUCUAUGCGCUUGAGCGACACGUUCGUCGCAAUGAAGUAAUCCAUCCCAAACGAAUCAUUGGGCACGUGGGGCUGGGAAAAAGCACAGCACGGAGUGAGACAUCCGAACCCGUUUAUCGUCGAUCUGACGUGCAUAUUGUGCGAAGCUCCGAUAAAUGGUAUCGCCUUGGGCGGGAUGUUAGAGUUGGCGAGCAGCCUCUCAAGCGUGUUGCCGCCAGUCGAAGCAAGGGCGGGGGAUUCAGUGAUGAUGAAGAUGAAAAUGAGCCUCAAGAGACUACACUAUACGCCGAGUUCCAGACAGAAAUCUACGUCCCACCACCGGUGGUUCAGGGAAGAAUUCCGAAGAACACAUACGGAAACCUCGAUGUUUAUGUGCCCAGUAUGGUUCCACCUGGCGGAGUUCACAUUAAGCGGCCGGAGGCAGUUCGAGCUGCUCGAAUCCUUGGCAUUGACUAUGCCGACGCAGUCACUGGGUUUGAAUUUAGAGGUCGUCGUGGUACCGCUGUACUCGGGGGAAUUGUUAUUGCCAUCGAGUACCAGGAGGCGCUUGAGGAAGUUUUGAGGGGUCUCGAAGAUGAGAGGCGGUAUGCUGCACUGGAGGCAAGAACUGUGGAGGCUCUACGGUUCUGGCGGCUCUUUUUGAUGAAGCUUAGGAUUGCAGAAAGGGUCAAGGAAUAUGCCGACGAUGACGAGGAACAACAGCCUGAAGAUAUCGAAGACGAAAUGGAUGUUGAUGCUGGUGGUGGUUUCUUUCCUGAACCAGAUGAACCAGCCAAUAGUCUGCCUCCGAAAGUUCUAGGAAAGGGCAGAAUGGUACAUGACCAGGGGUUUCCCGAAGACUACACGAAAAGAGAAACGAAACCGUCAUUGGACGAGGAGGAUUAUACUCUUGAAGGGGGAUUUCCGCCCGAUGAUGAUGAUGAUCUAGCCCCAGACCCGGUGGAACCUCCAAAUCCUGCGCCUUUGGCCAUAAACCCGAUGUCGAUUCCUGAGAGUAUUGCCAGGAACAAAGCAUCAAAACCACCUCGCUACUCACUGGUGGUUGUCCCAAACCGCGGCUCAAACCCGACAUCUGUACCCCAAGUCCUCGCAGGAUCAUCUGACAAAGCUCCUAUCGCUGUAGAUUCGUCAACAAAUGGUGGCUCCAAAUCCGCAAGUGUGGUUACUGUCUCUCAGCCACCGUCACCCGUGCCUAAAUAUGAUUCCGACAGCGAGAUCGAGAAGGGAUCUUUGCUUUCUGAGGACCCUGACGAUGAGGAUGCAAUUCCCGAAUGGUUGAUGUCUGAUGAGGACUAG
Messenger RNA from Penicillium hordei, 2838 nucleotides. RefSeq lists its product as uncharacterized. The record is from RefSeq and is a predicted model, not a curated record. NCBI's taxonomy places the organism in Eukaryota, Fungi, Ascomycota, Eurotiomycetes, Eurotiales, Aspergillaceae. Gene Ontology annotation, molecular function: single-stranded DNA binding; damaged DNA binding. Bases 1 to 2838 code for a protein of 945 amino acids. Gene Ontology annotation, biological process: mismatch repair; nucleotide-excision repair. The transcript has 4 exons. Gene Ontology annotation, cellular component: XPC complex; cytoplasm; nucleus.